UUGUUUCUGAAAAUUGAAAUUUUUUUAUUGCUUAUAAUUAGAAAUAUUAUGUUUGGUGAAUUGCUAAUUUAGAGUCCUAGAGCCCUUCAAUAAUGCAAGCUCAUAUGAUCCUGAUACUGAUUGCUCAAGAUCCAAUGCGUGCAUUUUAAUCUUGUAUCUUUGUAUGCUAAGGAGGAUUCAUUGUUAAGAUGCUUUAGACACUUGUUGAUUUCAGAAAGGAAGAAAAAAAAAUGUGUGACUCUGAGUGCAAUCGGACAACCUCACUACUGAGUCUUAGUCUUUUGUCCCACCAUUUUGUAUCACUAUAUGUUACUCAUCAACAUACAUGUUACACGAGUCGAGGACACGUUUCCUUCAGCUGCCAUCUUAUCACUGCACCACAAAUUGACAAUCUACCCACAGAAUUAUGUGAAUUGUAUUAACCAUUAAUGCACACCUAAUAAAAAGUUUUGUUAUUAAUUGAUGAAUCAACCAAUCCUGGCAGCCUGUCACUUUAUCUGUGGCAUUUAAUUAACUAAAAAACUUUAUGUUACAUUAGCUAGAUAGUUUUUUUUUUUUUUUUUUUUUGUGUGUGUGUGUGUGUGUGUGAAGCGCAAAUGGAUCCCAUGAGCUUUUCCAUUGAACCAGCAAAAGAGCUACUGAGUGCACAAACUCAUAUAUGGAAUCAUAUUUACUCUUAUAUAAGCCCCAUGGCAUUGAAGUGUGCAAUUCAGCUAGGCAUCCCAGAUGCCAUUCAAAAGCAUGGCAAGCCUAUGACUCUUAAGGAGUUAGCUAUUUCAUUGUCACUCCAUCCAAACAAGGCUCUUUCUCUAGGUCGGUUAAUGCGCCUUCUUGUUCAUUCCAAGUUCUUUUCUAAUCAAAUAUUAUCAAGUAGUGAAGAAGCUUAUGAUCUCACCGUAAACUCCCAACUUUUAUUGAAGGAUCACCCUCUCACCCUAGCUCCUUUUGCGCUUAUGGUACUUGAUCCAAUCUUUGUUGAAUCGUCACAUAAAUUCUCUUGUUGGUUUCAAAAUGAAGAUGACAAUCCUUUUCAUACUGCUCAUAGAAAGAGUAUAUGGGCAUAUAUCUCCUGUGUACCCGACUUUAACAAGCUUUUCAAUGACGCUAUGGCCAGUGAUACUCAAUUUGUAGUGAGCUUGUUGAUGUCUAAUGAUGAGUUCAGGGGCUUAUUGGUGGGGAUUAAGUCGUUGGUUGAUGUUGGUGGCGGCAAUGGAACCAUGGCUAAGGCCAUUGCUAAGCUCUUCCCUGAGUUAACGUGUGUCGUGUUUGAUCUCCCACAUGUGGUUCAGGGCUUAACAUGGUAUGACAAAAACCCAAUAUAUGUUGAAGGUGAUAUGUUUGAGGCUAUUCCUCCUGCUCAAGUUGUCUUACUCAAGUGCAUAUUGCAUAAUUGGAGUGAUGAACAUUGCAUAAAAAUACUUGAGCGAUGCAAAGAGGCUAUUCCUAGCAAAAGUGGAGGUGGCAAGAUAAUUAUCAUUGAUAUGGUGGUGGAGAACAAUAAUGAUAAUAACAUUCCCAAUUACUUGAAUUUGCAGAUUUUGUUGGACUUGCAGAUGAUGAAUAUUACCGCUGGGGGCAAGGAAAGAACUGAAGAGGAAUGGAGAAAGUUGUUUAUCAGUGCUGGUUUGAAUGACUAUAAGAUAUCUCGUAAUCUAGGGUCAAGGUCUGUUAUUGAGGUCUAUCCCUUUUAAGAUUUUAGACGUGCAUGAUGUUCGUAAAAUUAUUUCAUAGUUAAGGUGCAAUGUUUAUGUUGUUUAAUUUUUAUAGUUAAAAUAAUCCAAAUGAUUUCAUUAUUACUU
This is a messenger RNA of Chenopodium quinoa (quinoa), 1799 nucleotides long. RefSeq names its product trans-resveratrol di-O-methyltransferase-like. Gene Ontology annotation, biological process: methylation. Bases 597 to 1691 code for a protein of 364 amino acids. Gene Ontology annotation, molecular function: protein dimerization activity; O-methyltransferase activity; S-adenosylmethionine-dependent methyltransferase activity. NCBI's taxonomy places the organism in Eukaryota, Viridiplantae, Streptophyta, Magnoliopsida, Caryophyllales, Amaranthaceae. The transcript is spliced from 2 exons. The record is from RefSeq and is a predicted model, not a curated record.